UGACUAAACUUCAGACUGUCAUUCAGUCGACAGCGUGUACUGAAGCAGUCAGCAUGCACCAUCAGUCACGCAAUGACACGAAGGAAGAGCCAAGUAAUUGGAAUUCUGUAAGGGACGUACAGUACACGCUACAGCUGAGCAAGUGGCUGUUGAAGCCGAUCGGAGUUUGGCCGCUUGUUUCCGGUCGAAGCAGCAGACUGGAUUAUUUCGUCUCCGCGGUUCUAAUGGUCACGUGCUUCUCGAGUAUCUUCUUCAUCAUCGUACCGUCCGGCCACUAUGUCCUCUAUGUGAAUAAAAGCGUACAGAUGAAGUUGAAGCUGCUCGGACCGGUGGGUUUCUGUGUGUCCUCUGUAUUGAAAUACUGCUGUCUCAUUAUAAAAAGUACCCCCUUGAAACGGUGCAUCCAACACGUGGAGAAGGAUUGGAGAACGGUACAGGACCCUAACCACUGGAGAAUUAUGUUAAAGUAUGUGACGAUCAGCAGGAAUUUAAUCACCAUCUGCGCCAGUUUCAUCUACACAGGUGGUAUGUCCUUUCACACGGUUAUGCAGUUCUUGUCGAACGAUAAUAGCACCUUCAGACCACUCUCGUAUCCCGGCUACGAUUGGUUCCUCGAUGUGCGGUCGAGUCCUACUUACGAAAUAGUGUUUCUUACUCACUGUCUCGCGGCUAUGACUAUGUACACUGUUACGACUGCCGCGUACAGUUUAGCAGCGAUCUUCGUUACUCAUAUCUGCGGCCAGAUUCAGAUAAACAUAAAGAGAUUGCAGGAAUUGGUCCAGAAAGUGGAGAACAACGAUGUUACACCCGACCCGAUGGCGAUCAUCAUUCAUGAUCACGUCGAGAUUAUCAAAUUUGCGAGAAACGUUGAAGAAGCUUUGCGCGAGAUAUGUCUCAUUCAAAUCAUCGAAUCGACGGUGAACAUGUGCAUGCUCGAAUACUAUUGUUUGUCGGUAAACGAUUUCAACCUUAUUCAUAUAAUUCGAUUGAAAAUUAUAUGGUAA
Messenger RNA from Ceratina calcarata, 1004 nucleotides. RefSeq lists its product as uncharacterized. Gene Ontology annotation, cellular component: plasma membrane. The transcript has 2 exons. Gene Ontology annotation, molecular function: odorant binding; olfactory receptor activity. The record is from RefSeq and is a predicted model, not a curated record. Gene Ontology annotation, biological process: sensory perception of smell; detection of chemical stimulus involved in sensory perception of smell. Lineage: Eukaryota; Metazoa; Arthropoda; Insecta; Hymenoptera; Apidae. Bases 54 to 1004 code for a protein of 316 amino acids.